Molecule: messenger RNA, 822 nt
Organism: Marchantia polymorpha subsp. ruderalis
Lineage: Eukaryota; Viridiplantae; Streptophyta; Marchantiopsida; Marchantiales; Marchantiaceae
Source: the annotation of a GenBank genome assembly
AUCUGUGUCGAAAGUCCUUGGGCAUAGUCUGUAUCAUCUUUGCAACGCAGGAAAGUUCACGCACAGCAGGCAGGGAAAGAAACCGACGUAGUACCUUACCACAUUCCAGCGAUGGUGAAAAAUGUCAGAGAGAAUGACGGGCUGAGCUUUGGCAAGUUUGGAGCACUUUGAGCGCAGUACAGAUCUGUAUGUAAGCGGUGUUGCCUGCGGCAGCUGAUGAAGUGCUGUGCACUUCAUCAGCCACUCCGGGAGCUGGAGGCGGUCGACGGAUUUUGUCUACUUCUCAGACUGGAUUGUCACCAUCCACCCACCAUCGAUUACCGUUGUGAAUCAUGAGUGCCAUUCUCGGUCGAGAACUCCAUCAGUGACCUUUGCAUUACGCACGAACAAAUAGCCAUAGCACUCACAUGAUGAAGGUGUCAGAGUUCAAAGUAUGAGAGCUCAUAAUUUGUAGUCACUCAUUAUUGGGGCGAACUCAAACCGUCUAAAAUAUGAACGUGAUGGAUGAUAGAUAGGUGCCAGCCGAGCUUGCAAUCCAAUGGAUGAAACGUUGGGUGCAUGGACGCUGAGUGGUUCAACGUGCAAUGUAUACCCCGCUCAGCCCAAUCAGUGCACAAGCUUUCUCCACAACUUACGUCAAGUGUGGUCCAAAGCAGGAGGCAACUCCCGGGUCACCAGAUACUCGGUGCUCAAGUGAAGAGUGCCCAAUCUGCUUGAAGUGGUAUUACUGGGCAAAGCUUCAUGGUACGACUGGCUUGAUCCAUGUAAGAUUGGGCAGCGCAUUUCCAUGGUUUUGCUUUUGGCUUGGUUACUCCUGACGUC